Messenger RNA from Dovyalis caffra, 243 nucleotides. The record is from the annotation of a GenBank genome assembly. Lineage: Eukaryota; Viridiplantae; Streptophyta; Magnoliopsida; Malpighiales; Salicaceae.
AUGGCAGAGAAAAAAAUAAGAUUUGGAUCACUUCUUGGGACUUGCGGACUCCGGGGACACAUUGAAUUGGGAGAAGUCGUUGCAAAGAAGUUGCUUGAAAUGGAGAAAAUACAUGUUGAUAAAGUAAGGAAAGAGGUGAGGGAAAAGGGUUUGCAGAAGGAAGUUGGCUCCAGUUGGAUUGAUAUUAGAGGUUAUGUGGCUCGAUUUGUGUCGAAAGAUCAAGACCACCCUCAAUUGGAUUGA